AUGUCCAUAUCAUUGAAAAAUGUCCGACUGAAACAAAAAUCAAAAAAAUCUGACAGAGCUCAAAAAGGUGACCUGAGAAUUUACGACGAGGAAGGUAAUGAUGUGACACCAAGACCCUUGGUGCAUGAAUAUUAUGCUCGCGUAGAAGAUCCAAGCAAAAUCUUCAACUGGGAUGCACUGACUCUGAAACCUACCUCCAGUUCUCUUGAAGUUCUGAGCCCGGUUCGGGAUUAUCAGUCGAGUUCAUCUUUAAUUAAAGCUCCUUCGUUGAUCACUACAAAUUUGCCGUUUGAAGAAACUAUGGAGAGCUUGAUGUCUAUCUGCACUGAAGAUUCGAGGAAUCUUGAUGAUGCUGACCGGGCGCCGUCCCCAUUUUGCUUACCCAGUGUUGAUCCAGUUUGCCAAAUUUCCCCUGAGAAGAUGACAAUAUUACUGAGAGAAACAGAGACAUUUUUUCUGUUUGACAUGCCGCAACUCACUGCUGAUUUGGACACACCAGAGGGUCAAGCAGUGAAAGAAGCUAACGAAAGAUAUGAGUAUAUAACCAAAGGAGAAGGUUCUAACCGGAGGGUAGUUGAAGCAGAGGCACAGACCACCAAAAUUUAUACCAAGUCUAGGUCCACUUAUUUGGGAAGAAAGAAAAGAACCAACAAGGGCACUUUUGUCAACAAUUGGGUUUUAUAUGAUGCUUAUAAUUCUGCUAAUACAAUUGAUAAUGAAGAUGGAGAGAAUACUAAGAAAAAUUUGAUCCAGAGUAUAUUUUCAAAGCCGAUUCCAAAAGAUUCAUCUCCAACUGAAGAUCCCUUAGCCGAAUUAUACAAAAAAGACUCCUUUGCAUCAGCAGCUCGAAUAAUGGAGCGAAUAAUCGCGAGCAAGUUCUACAUAGUUCCUCAGAAGAGAUUCAAAGGCUUGAUAAAAAAAGACCCUUGUGACCUGGACUUGGAGUUUACUUACAGCUUGGACCUCCUUUGGACCCACGUUUGCCCUGAAGUCCAGGGUCGACCAGUAAAUUGCCUUCGCUGGAGCUAUAAAAACGACAACUUGCUAGCAGCUGGUUACGGGUCUGCUCCAGAGGAGUCCAACGACUCCUCCCGAGGACUUCUGCUAAUCUGGUGCAUAAAGAACCCCAGUCAGCCUGACCGAGUCUACAAAUUCGACUCAGCUGUUUCAGAUUGCGACUGGAGUCGCCAGAAGCCGAACCAACUGGCCGUGGGGUUCUACGACGGAACUGUCAAGGUAAUAGACGUGAGCAGCAGAAGCCUGAGAAUAAUUCACAAAAGCACUAGAGAAACUUGUCCGACUUAUUGGCCACACUGGCAGGUCCAGUGGUGGCUGGACAACGAUCCACUGGACCCGCUGGUCUCUAAUCAAGAGUUAAUUUACUCCAGCAACCAGGAUGGGUCAAUUUUCUGCUUCGAUGCCUCCAAAGAUUUUUCAGCGAAAAAAAUCAUGACCAUUCCUAGAAUAGAAGACAAAAUUCCAGGGAUAAAGCGGACAAAUUCCAGCGGGUGUCUCUACGAUGUUCCCAUCAGCAAAAAUCCAGGAGUUCUGUUGCUGCGCCAGCAUCCAACAGCCAGCAACAUCUACUACGUGGGUUCUGAUGAAGGCUGCGUUUAUCGUUGCUCGACAAAUUACCUGAGUCACCACCUGGAUAAUUUUCUAGCUCACAAUGGUCCAUUUUACUCGCUGGAGUUCUCGCCCUUCUGCCCGAAGAUCUUCUUGACCUGCGGAGCUGAUUGGAGCACUAGAAUCUGGGCAGACGGCAUCACUGAUCCCCUGCUCACGCUUUCGACCAGCAUGGCCUGUGUCCAGGCGGCUUGUUGGAGUCCUAGUAACUCAACGGUGAUCGCAACUUGCGUUGGUAAUGAAAUUAAUAUCUGGGACUUGAAGCGCCGCACUCACAGGCCCACUUCUGUUACCGUUUUACCUACAGAUCAGCGGCUGAUGCUUCUGGAGUUUACGAAAACUGGGAACCAGUUGGUUGCUGCUGAUCUUUCAGGGAAGAUUUUUAUUUAUAAUCUAGAAGGCAUGCCUUUUCCACCGUUUGAACAGACGAUGGUAUUGGUGGAGGCUAUUGAGAAGAAUUUCAAAGUUGAAAAUAAUAAAGAGGAUUGCCAAAUUGAUGAUCAACAAAAUAACAUCUGUCCAGAGUAUCCAAUCGAUAUUGAGGAAAUAAAACUAGAAGAACCUCGUAACAAUUCACCAAUUUCCGAUCAAGAUAUUGAGAUCAUUCCCGCUGAUGAAGAUCAAAACAAAGGAAAGACAAGCUCAAAAAAUCGUACCACAGUUCCUCGUAAUAAAAAUUGUCAAUACCGAAAAACCUCAAUUGCAAUAUCAAGAAAGAGUCUUGCAGUAAUUAAUAAUCAAAAACCCAAGCUGUUUACUUGCGAAUUUUGCAGUAGGAAUUUCUUAUUAAAGAAAAGUUUGGACAAGCACGUGACGAUUCACACAGAAAAAAAUAUUCACACUUGUAUCAUCUGUUUGCGUGAGUUCACUCACUUGGAUGAUCUCCGUCAUCAUAUGUUGAGUCAUACAGAAGAAAAAAAUCCUCCUAGAAAACUCUUCAUAUUUAAUUGUGAUGUUUGCUCCAGAAAAUUCCAAUCUGUUCAUCAUUUAAAUCGACACAUGAUGGGACACUUGGAAGAAAAACCUCUGGCUUGUGGUGUUUGUAAAGCGAGUUUCAAGUCCAGGACUCGAUUAAAUAGUCAUUUAGCAACGCAAGCUGAAAGACAACCUCUCAAAUGUCUGGUGUGUUCUGAGAAGAAAAAUGUCGGCUAA
Messenger RNA from Cotesia congregata, 2778 nucleotides. NCBI's taxonomy places the organism in Eukaryota, Metazoa, Arthropoda, Insecta, Hymenoptera, Braconidae. The record is from the annotation of a GenBank genome assembly.